AUGGAAAGGUUGGGCUCCGGCCUCGUCAGGGGCCCUGUCAGCAGAUGGGAGGCAGAGAUGCAGAUGGGAGGUGAAAAAGCUCCCAAGUGGCAGCCAGUCAGUCUCUGUCACCCGGGCAGGGCCUUGCUCCGCUCCCCUCUGAUCUACUCUCCUCAGGUCCGCUCCCCUCUUAUCUACGCUCCUCAGGUCCGCUCCCCUCUGAUCUACUCUCCUCAGGUCCGCUCCCCUCUGAUCUACUCUCCUCAGGUCCGCUCCCCUCUGAUCUACUCUCCUCAGGUCCGCUCCCCUCUGAUCUACUCUCCUCAGGUCCGCUCCCCUCUGAUCUACUCUCCUCAGGUCCGCUCCCCUCUGAUCUACUCUCCUCAGGUCCGCUCCCCUCUGAUCUACUCUCCUCAGGUCCGCUCCCCUCUGAUCUACUCUCCUCAGGUCCGCUCCCCUCUGAUCUACUCUCCUCAGGUCCGCUCCCCUCUUAUCUACUCUCCUCAGGUCCGCUCCCCUCUUAUCUACGCUCCUCAGGUCCGCUCCCCUCUGAUCUACUCUCCUCAGGUCUGCUCCCUUCUGAUCUACUCUCCUCAGGUCCGCUCCCCUCUGAUCUACUCUCCUCAGGUCCGCUCCCCUCUGAUCUACUCUCCUCAGGUCCGCUCCCCUCUGAUCUACUCUCCUCAGGUCCGCUCCCCUCUUAUCUACUCUCCUCAGGUCCGCUCCCCUCUUAUCUACUCUCCUCAGGUCCGCUCCCCUCUUAUCUACUCUCCUCAGGUCCGUUCCCCUCUUAUCUACGCUCCUCAGGUCCGCAAAGUGCUCCUAAUGAUGGAUGGACAAAGCCAGGAACUGGAUGUGAGAAUGGAUGAGGGCAAAGUGGGUAUGUAA
This is a messenger RNA of Coregonus clupeaformis (lake whitefish), 867 nucleotides long. Its product is annotated as repetitive proline-rich cell wall protein 2-like. The transcript has a single exon. The record is from RefSeq and is a predicted model, not a curated record. Lineage: Eukaryota; Metazoa; Chordata; Actinopteri; Salmoniformes; Salmonidae. Bases 1 to 867 code for a protein of 288 amino acids.